AUGGCUGAAGAAACGUCCGCUAAGGUACCAUUGUUGGCAGAUCUUAAUCGACGAUACAGUAUUGAAGAUAUAAGUGAAACUCUACCUAAAACAACUGGAUAUGGUACAACAGAAGUAAAUCCUCGCUUUACAAGGAAAAGGCUGCUCAUAGUUGGAAGUGUUUUGAUGACCGAAUUAUGUGAACGUUUAACGUAUUAUAGUGUGGUGGCUAAUUUGAUAUUGUUUUGCACCUCCACUUUAGAUAUAUCGUCAACUGAUGCAGCAAGGAUCAAUUUAGUAUUUUCUGGUUCAGUGUUUAUCAUACCAAUUUUCGGAGGAUAUAUUGCAGAUGCUUUUACAGGAAAGUAUAACGCUAUAUUUGGAUCUGGAUUGAUUUACGUCAUCGGCUUAGUUUUAUUGCCAGCCUCGGCGGUUGACUACAAGGCUUGGUUUGGAAAUCAUAACGACAUAUCUACUGAAACAAGAAGAGGAUUUUUCAUAUCAUCGCUUGUCCUAAUUGCUAUAGGGACUGGAGGUAUUAAGGCUAAUGUUGGACCAUUUGGUGCUCAACAGGUUGAAAAUCUGGGACCACAAGCUGUGCAGUCUUUCUUUAAUUGGUUUUAUUGGUUUAUCAAUGUAGGUGCUAUAAUUGCCUACUCCGGAGUGGCAGCCGUACAACAGGACGUUGGAUUCGAUGUUGGUUUUCUCAUACCAUUAAUAAGCAUGAUAAUAGCACUUGCUAUUUUCGUAAUAAAUAAAUCAAAGUACAAUUCUUCACCUGCAGGAGGCAGUGUUCUCCAGGAUACCAUAGGUGUAUGUUGUGCUACAAAAUGUAAGGGUUUCAACAACGCCAGAAACAACAAUGGUGGCAAAUACAGUAAUGAGAUGGUAGACGGUGUUAUAGCUGUUCUGCGUAUUCUACCCGUAUUUUUAUUCGUCAUUAUGUACUGGGCAAUUUAUGCACAGAUGAGUACAACAUUUUUCUUGCAAAGUGAAAGAAUGGACAUUAAAGUAGGAUCAGGCAAUGUACCUGUUGCAGUGCUUAAUAUUUUUGACACUAUCAUUAUAAUAGCGUUAAUACCUAUAAUGGAAUCGUUUGUGUAUCCAUUUCUAGAAAGGAUCCAUAGAUCACCUUCAAAUCUACAAAGAAUGGGAAUUGGAAUGAUUUUGGCUGCAAUGUCCGUAUUUGUGGCGGGCAUUUUGGAAAUUUAUAGAAAGAAAGACAUUAGUAUUAUAGGCCAAACACUUGGUGGUGAUACAUUUAAUGCGUCAUCUAUAUCAGUAUUUGCACAGAUACCACAAUUUACUCUAAUUGGAGCAAGUGAAGUGUUUACAAGUAUAUCAGGGUUGGAAUUUGCAUAUUCUCAAGCACCAGAGUUUAUGCAGGGAGUUUGUAUGGGAUUAUUUUUGGCGACCUCUGGAAUUGGUGGUUAUGUAGCUGAAUUGAUUCUAGAAAUUGUAGUUGCUUUGACAGGAUCCAACCCUCCAGAUUCUUGGUUUCCAGAUGAAAUAAAUGAUGGCAAGACGGAAUACCUUUUCUUUUUAUUAGGGAUUUUAAUGUUAGUUGACUUUGUGUUGUUUGUCGUUGUUGCAUACUUUUACAAAUACCGAAAACUAGACAAAGAUGAGGCUGAGAUUUCAGAAUCAACACAAGAUAAAAACUGUGUCAUCAAUGAAAAUGUUGAAAUAACAGUACCUCAACAUGUAGUGGUGAAAUACGACAACAAGGAGCAGAACAUAACAACAGAAAUGUAAUUAAAACUGUUAUCGCGUAAAUGACAAAUGUGUUUCCUUUUUUUUAAUUACAAUACAUUUGUUUAUUUUUAUGAAACAAUAUACCGUUCUAACUGUUACGCAUGUAAUUGUUAAGAUGUAUAUUGACGUAUUGAUCGCCAACAAAGGCUAGGUAUGUGCCAGUUUUUUUAAACUGCAACUAACGGUCUAGAUAAACAUAUGGCAGGCACACGUACUAUAAGACAUGGUAUUAUUCAUUUCAGUUCUGUGGUAAAGACAUGAUUGAUAACAUGCCGUUCUUAAAUUCUCCGUUGAUAAAUUUGAAAAUCAUUAAGAAACUAACGUUCCAACUCACUC
Messenger RNA from Mytilus californianus (California mussel), 2070 nucleotides. Its product is annotated as solute carrier family 15 member 4-like. The record is from RefSeq and is a predicted model, not a curated record. Gene Ontology annotation, cellular component: membrane. NCBI's taxonomy places the organism in Eukaryota, Metazoa, Mollusca, Bivalvia, Mytilida, Mytilidae. The transcript is spliced from 10 exons. Bases 1 to 1734 code for a protein of 577 amino acids. Gene Ontology annotation, biological process: transmembrane transport; oligopeptide transport. Gene Ontology annotation, molecular function: transmembrane transporter activity.